ACGCGGGUCGCCGAGAUCUACGAGGAGGAGCUGCGCGAGCUGCGGCGCCAGGUGGAGGUGCUCACCAACCAGCGCUCCCGCGUCGACCUGGAGCGCGACAACCUGCUGGACGACCUGCAGCGGCUCAAGGCCAAGCUGCAAGAGGAGAUUCAACUGAGAGAAGAAGCAGAGAACAACUUGGCUGCCUUCCGAUCGGAUGUGGAUGCCGCCACUCUAGCUCGAAUUGACCUGGAGCGCAGGAUCGAAUCUCUCAAUGAGGAAAUCGCAUUCCUUAAGAAAGUGCACGAAGAGGAGAUCCGAGAGCUACAGGCCCAGCUUCAAGAACAGCAGGUCCAUGUGGAGAUGGACAUGACCAAGCCGGACCUCACUGCUGCCCUCAGGGACAUCCGGGCCCAGUAUGAGACCAUUGCAGCUAAGAACAUCUCUGAAGCUGAGGAGUGGUACAAGUCGAAGGUGUCCGACCUGACCCAGGCAGCCAACAAGAACAAUGAUGCACUGCGCCAGGCCAAGCAGGAGAUGAUGGAAUACCGGCACCAGAUCCAGUCCUAUACCUGCGAGAUCGAUGCUCUCAAAGGCACUAAUGAUUCCCUGAUGAGGCAGAUGCGGGAGAUGGAGGAUCGCUUUACUAGCGAGGCCAGCGGCUACCAGGACAGCAUCGCUCGCUUAGAGGAAGAGAUCCGUCACCUCAAGGAUGAGAUGGCCCGCCACCUCCGAGAAUACCAAGACCUGCUCAAUGUCAAGAUGGCCCUGGAUGUGGAGAUCGCCACCUACCGGAAGCUGCUGGAGGGCGAGGAGAGCCGGAUCAACCUCCCUAUCCAGACCUUCUCUGCCCUCAACUUUCGAGAAACAAGCCCUGAACAAAGGGGUUCCGAAGUCCAUACCAAGAAGACAGUGAUGAUCAAGACCAUUGAGACUCGUGACGGGGAGGUCGUCAGCGAGGCCACACAGCAGCAGCACGAGGUGCUUUAAAGCCAGAGACCCCUCUGCCACCAGAGACCGUCCUUGCCCCUGUCCUCACUGCCUCCCGAAGCCAGCCUCCUUCCAUCGAAGGGCACCACACCCAGCCACCGUCUCCCCUCACAGCCUCUGACCCUUGCUCACCAACCCCCCUCAUGGUCCCCACAGGGGACAUGGCCCAUCCCUGCCCGGCACAGGGAGCCCCCAGCAGUGUGAGUCCUGGAUGUUGGACGUGAGCGAGCCUGGCUCUUGGCCGCCCAUGGGUGUGCUGGGCAGGGCCUGAAUGGAGCCAAAGCAGAGCAGUGACCCUGCCCCUCCCACCUCUGUGACCUCAGGCUCUAGCCUCUGGCUUUGGAGAGGGCCCCUCACCCCAGCAGGGUGUUGGGACCCAUGGGGUGGACCUCUCCACUCCCCAGCCCAGGUCAGAGAAAGAAAGGGCCUCCUCAGUAAGCCCGGCAGGCAACUGGGGGAUUGGUCCCUGUGGAGACUGGGGGGCACUAAAUUAGCUCCAUAGUCCCUUAUGUUCCCAGGGUAGGCUUAGCAAGCAGGGGCUGCAAGAGGGAACCCCCGAAGGUGCCAGAUGUGGGAGCAGGAGAUUCAGAAGGAGUGAGGGUGGGCGAGAUGCUGAGAGGAAAGGAGAGGACAGAGGCAGAGCGGUCUCAGGCAAGGUGGCAGGGCGCCCACCUCCCUGUGCCUGCCCCUCCCCCACUGCAGGGGCUGGACAGAAACAAUAAAAAGAGAAGCACAAGCCUA
Messenger RNA from Myotis brandtii (Brandt's bat), 1710 nucleotides. RefSeq names its product desmin (gene DES). Gene Ontology annotation, biological process: skeletal muscle organ development. The transcript has 9 exons. Lineage: Eukaryota; Metazoa; Chordata; Mammalia; Chiroptera; Vespertilionidae. Gene Ontology annotation, cellular component: sarcolemma; Z disc; cell-cell junction. The annotation marks the transcript as partial. The record is from RefSeq and is a predicted model, not a curated record.